Molecule: messenger RNA, 732 nt
Organism: Corythoichthys intestinalis (scribbled pipefish)
Lineage: Eukaryota; Metazoa; Chordata; Actinopteri; Syngnathiformes; Syngnathidae
Product: immunoglobulin lambda-1 light chain-like
Exons: 5
Coding region: 1-729 (242 amino acids)
Source: RefSeq, a predicted model, not a curated record
AUGUUGUGGAUUCUCUGCCUUCUCGUCGCCGCGCUUACUCGUGGCGACGCGGCCAAGGUGCUGACCCUGACACCGGCCGUUCUGACCGUUCCUGUAGGACAAAAGGUGGUUCUCAAUUGCAACAUUACGAGGGAUGAUAUUAACCAAAGUGUCACCUUUUAUAGACAGUUUCCUGGAGAUGCUCCUCAGUACAUUCUGAAUGAUUACCAUUCAUGGUCCAAAUUUUACAUUAAUACCGAAGAUUUCCCCUUGGGUAAAUUCGGUGUGGGAGGGUCCUCUGAUGUGGAUUACCAAUUCAUCAUUAAACAGGCAAAGGCAGAAGAUUCUGCUGAGUAUUAUUGUAGCACGUGGGAUACCUCUAGGACUGGGGUGAUGUUGUUUGGCGGAGGUACCAAGCUGCUUGUGACAAGCCCUGACGCGACUCCCCCCAUGGUGACUGUCUUCCCCCCGUCCAAUGACGAGCUCCAGUCCAAAGAGGCCACGCUCGUCUGCGUGGCCACUCUGUCCACCCCGAAUGCUACAGUCACCUGGCAAGCUAGCGGCUCUCUGGCGACGGGCACCAUCGCCACUGGUCCUGCCACACGAGAAGCGACUGGCAACUACAAAAUCAGCAGCUAUCUCACCGUUCAGACGUCUGAAUGGAGCUCGGACAUCCCUUACACUUGUAAGGUGUCUUCGGGCUUACAGUCUGCUCAAAACACCAUCAAAAAGUCCAAGUGUGCAACUUAGCAA